Messenger RNA from Mirounga angustirostris (Northern elephant seal), 7153 nucleotides. It is a transcript of the gene SLC7A1, whose product is annotated as solute carrier family 7 member 1. Gene Ontology annotation, biological process: L-arginine import across plasma membrane; L-ornithine transmembrane transport. Bases 265 to 2154 code for a protein of 629 amino acids. The record is from RefSeq and is a predicted model, not a curated record. NCBI's taxonomy places the organism in Eukaryota, Metazoa, Chordata, Mammalia, Carnivora, Phocidae. Gene Ontology annotation, cellular component: plasma membrane. Gene Ontology annotation, molecular function: L-ornithine transmembrane transporter activity; L-arginine transmembrane transporter activity; L-lysine transmembrane transporter activity. The transcript has 13 exons.
UCCAGGAGCCAGAAGCUCCCAUCUCGUGCCUCCUGAGACGUCUUUGUUCCAGGACCCAGGUGAUCCUCAGGUGACGAGGUGACGAGUUCUCACGUCCCAUUCCAGGACCAGGCUCCUGUUUGGUUCUGGUUAAUCAACAUUGUACUGGAGAGGCAAUGGCAGGGCUCCCCUGGACCUGCCCACAGAGUUUGUAGAUCACUUGGCUUCAGAUUCCAGAUACAGAACAUUUUCGUUACAUACUGCAAAACAGAGUUGAACAGCACAAUGGGGUGCAAAGUUCUGCUCAACAUUGGGCAUCAGAUGCUGCGGAGGAAGGUCGUGGACUGCAGCCGGGAGGAGAGCCGGCUGUCUCGCUGCUUGAACACUUUCGACCUGGUGGCACUGGGGGUGGGCAGCACGCUGGGUGCUGGCGUGUAUGUCCUGGCUGGAGCUGUGGCCCGUGAGGAUGCGGGCCCCGCCAUUGUCAUCUCCUUCCUGAUCGCAGCGCUGGCCUCGGUGCUGGCCGGCCUCUGCUACGGCGAGUUUGGCGCUCGGGUCCCCAAGACGGGCUCAGCCUACCUCUACAGCUACGUCACGGUCGGGGAGCUCUGGGCCUUCAUCACUGGUUGGAACUUAAUCCUCUCCUACAUCAUUGGUACUUCAAGUGUAGCGAGAGCCUGGAGCGCGACGUUUGACGAGCUGAUUGGCAAACCCAUCGGGGAGUUCUCACGGAAGCACAUGGCUCUGAAAGCCCCCGGAGUGCUGGCCGAAAACCCAGACAUAUUUGCUGUGAUCAUCAUUCUCAUCUUAACAGGACUUUUAACUCUCGGUGUGAAAGAGUCGGCCAUGGUCAACAAAAUAUUCACUUGUGUCAACGUUCUGGUCUUGGGCUUCAUAAUGGUGUCAGGAUUUGUGAAAGGAUCGAUUAAAAACUGGCAGCUCACAGAGGAGGAUUUCCAGAACACAUCCAGUCAUCGCUGCUUGAACAAUGACACAAAACAAGGGACACUUGGUGCUGGUGGAUUCAUGCCCUUUGGGUUCUCCGGUGUCCUGUCGGGGGCAGCGACCUGCUUCUAUGCCUUCGUGGGCUUUGACUGCAUCGCCACCACAGGUGAAGAAGUCAAGAACCCUCAGAAGGCGAUCCCCGUGGGGAUUGUCGCGUCCCUCCUGAUUUGCUUCAUCGCUUACUUCGGGGUGUCUGCCGCCCUCACGCUCAUGAUGCCAUACUUCUGCCUGGACAAGGACAGCCCCCUGCCCGACGCCUUCAAGCAUGUGGGCUGGGAAGGUGCCAAGUACGCGGUGGCCGUCGGCUCCCUCUGCGCUCUUUCUACCAGUCUUUUAGGUUCCAUGUUUCCCAUGCCUCGAGUUAUCUACGCCAUGGCUGAAGAUGGACUGCUAUUUAAAUUUUUGGCCAAAAUCAGCGAUAGGACCAAAACACCGAUAAUCGCCACGUUGACCUCAGGUGCCAUUGCUGCUGUGAUGGCCUUUCUCUUUGACCUGAAGGACUUGGUGGACCUCAUGUCGAUUGGCACUCUCCUGGCUUACUCUUUGGUGGCUGCCUGUGUGUUGGUCUUACGGUAUCAGCCAGAGCAACCUAACAUGGUAUACCAGAUGGCCAGAACUACCGACGAGCUCGAUCAAGUGGACCAGAAUGAACUGGUGAGCACCAGUGAUUCCCAGACAGGGUUUUUACCAGAAGCGGAACGGUUUUCUUUGAAAACCAUACUCUCACCCAAAAAUAUGGAGCCUUCCAAAUUCUCCGGGCUAAUUGUGAACAUUUCAACCAGCCUCAUAGCAAUUCUUAUCAUCACCUUCUGCAUUGUGGCCGUGCUUGGAAAUGAGGCUCUGACAAAAGGGGAGUUGUGGGCCAUCUUUAUGCUUGCCGGAUCUGUCCUUCUCUGCUCUCUGGUCACAAUCAUCAUCUGGAGGCAGCCUGAGAGCAAGACUAAGCUUUCAUUUAAGGUACCCUUCCUGCCGCUCCUUCCCGUCCUGAGCAUCUUUGUGAACGUCUAUCUCAUGAUGCAGCUGGACCAAGGCACGUGGGUCCGCUUUGCAGUGUGGAUGCUGAUAGGCUUCAUCAUCUACUUUGGCUAUGGUUUGUGGCACAGCGAGGAGGCGUCCCUGGCCGCCGACCAAGCAAGGACUCCUGAUGGCAAUUUGGACCAUUGCAAGUGACACGCAGCCCGGCCCCCAGAGGUGGCAGCAGCCCUGAGGGAUGCCCGCAAAGGUCCUGGAGCACCUCACUCUCUCCACCAGUGCAUCAGGACCCACCCACAUCUACAAAGCCCCCACGCAGCAGAAGGUGCAGCUACUUGAAAUGCAGCCUCAGCCCACAGCCCGUGUGUCCUGCCUAGACUCGCUCUGCGGCAGGUGCACGGCGGCCCGUCACCUUGGACAGCUCCCUGGCGGGAGGCCACUUGGCUGCAGCUGGCCACUGUGGCUCCUAACAGCCCUCUGAACACAGAAAGCAGUCCCCGCCCCACCAGCUCCAUGCCCAUGCUGCUGGGUCCUCAGGCAGGAUGGAGGUCACCGUUUCUUGUCACCUUGGGGAAUCGGGCCUCCCUCCCCGGGGACCAUCCUGGUAUUGAAAAUGUGCACACUCCAGACUCUCAGUAGCUAUCUCCCCACUCAGCCCCAAAGGCCAACCGUAGAGGCAAGGGGAGUACUCCAAAACGUAUGUCCCAGAGCCAAAGGACAGCAGUUUACUUUAAAAAGGAAGAGCAAGACUGGUUUCCUUCUCCCGCUCCUUUUCUCUGGGUUGCUUCCCGAAGAGGUUGUGAGGACUGUGAGCUCUCCCCUCCUUCCCCUUCCAGGCAGGGGUUUUGCUCUGACACCGGACAGAACCGCGCACACCCCAGCGGCAGUACUGAGGGCAGGCGUUUCCGUCACUGACGAAGAAGGGAGCGCCACUGUGGGGACAAGGCAGGAGGGCCGCCUCCACCCCUCGCCCCUGAGCGCGGGGACCUCCCUCACCUGCACUCUCUCUCUCCAGGCCUGGGCCGGUUCUGGCUGCUUCUGGUAUCUCGCACCAACGGCUGUGUGUCCCGAGUAACUGGAGCAUGGCACUGCAUUCAUGUGGGACUGGCCUUAGAUUAGCAGAGCUUAGAACACUGUUUUCUAUGGGUCUUUGCCAGUCACUAAAUCCUGCCCUCUGAUGCUUGCGGGUCAGCGUCUUGACUCUUGUAAGGUUCUCAAGGCAGGUGUCUGCUCAUUCUGAAGUGAUGGUGCCAGCCCCCCAGCUGCUUCUGGCCCCCGACAUGAUCUGUUUGGUCUGUUUGGCCCUCCUCUUAGAUAGAAUCGAACUGAGUCCUCCCAUUAGCAUCUGUGAAUCACUCCAAAUUAAGUUGGCGCUUAGUGUUAACUUGGAAAAUGGCCAAAUAUCUCCUCGGUGUAUUGUUGAGAGCACGGGGUCCACACAUGAGAACUUGAGGUCAUAUUGCUGUCCCUGUCAUGUAUGUGUUGUCCAAACGUUGUGGGUUUGUGUCUGGGUUCGUAACCCGGCCCCGGACCUCCCGCCUCCGUAACUCAGAGAGCCUGCUGGGGUGCCCGCACGCAGCACGCACGGUCCCUGCCCCCCGCCCCCGGGCCCUGCAGCACCCCACACUCACACCCGCUCUGCAGAGAGGAGCCCGAGGAAACAAGAACGCUGAUGCAGUCUUCCUUCUGAUGAGAGUGUGACUUGGGAGAUGGAAGGGCCCCGCGUAUAUGGGAGGGGAGGGAGGAAGGCAUGUAGACAUCCCAGAAAAUGUAAAUGCUGCUUUUGAAGCUCAGACUCCCAUUUCAUCCCCCUCCGGCCUUUGACACAAAUCUGGUAGAAAGAAGCCUGGUAAACUGAUGGCACUUGUCUGAUCUCCCUCAGUAGGUUCAGAGAGAAUUACAAGAAUUUGUGGAAAUGCCGAACGGCAGGGUCGGUCAGUGGAGGGCUGGUGGGCGAGUGGCCAAGGGCUUGGCCUCUGCCACAGACCCUGAUCACCUGCCUGGAAGCUUUAUUCUAAAUAUCAUUUGUGAAUGUUACAGAGGGAGGAACAUAAGAGCUCAAAGCGUGGGUUUCCAAAGAAAGGUAUUUAAAUUUAUGUAGAUUGGUGCUGUACAAUAUUUUGAUAAAUAUUAACUUAUUUUGUUGGGGUUUUGGUUGUCUGCUGUGUUCUUAGGGUUUGUUAGCUAUUUGUUUGCUUGAUUUGUCUGUUAUUUUCCCACAUAGGCAAAGAGAACUUGAGGGAAAGAGAAUAUCUGACAAAAGUGUAGGGGAGAGAGAUUUUUUUUUUUUUUUUUACUUUAAUUUCUUUUUCUGGCUGAAAUAUCUGUGCAAGACAGCAUGCAACAGACUGUGGAUACAGUUGACAUUUCAGCUGGCAACAUGCAUCCUUCUACCAGCUGACAAGGUGUGUUUCCCUGAGACCAUCCCAUGGAAUGAGAAACUCCUGGCACGUGAGGGUCCUCCUUCCUCACCCCAAAGUGGGAAGUGCCUCCAGAAGGCUCACCAGCUCAGGAGUGAGAAGCCCCUGCCCCCUCCCCUGUGAGGGGGAGGAGCCUCCCAUUUAGAAAAGGACACCUGAAGGUGCCACAGAGAAAUCGUUCUCACGGUCCCUGUGCUUUUAUUGAGACUAACUUUUGUGUGGUUGCCAGGGGUUUUUCUCUUCUGUUUACAAGGAUGGUGAUGUAAGGAAUGGUGUUGAGAGGCUUUUGCUUAUCCCAUCCUUCAUUCCUUCCCCAGAAAUAAACACACACACACACACACACGCAUAUACACACAGGCAAGAAAUAACCACCAGGAGUGCCCAACAAUUGGCCUCCAAACCCCCCAAGCAAGAAUAUGAUUCUCAGUUUCAUGGCUUGGCCAGUAUUUUCCUAAAUCAUCAGAAAUUCCACACUUCUAGAGACAUGCCCUUUGGAAAUGUUGUGUCUGCUUUUAUCUGUGGCCCAGCCCCAAAUACCCACAUUGGAAAGACCCAUUUGUGUCAAGUAAGCACCCUUUCCUGCCUCCUGUAGUGCCCCCCGCCCUGCAUGUUUUUUUGACCCCGUGAAGACUCACAAAGACGCCAGCAGUGGAGCCCCAGGAGCUCUGCUGAAGAGUGAGGGGUGUGAGGGGUCUCCAGAGAAGCAGUCAGGCCCCCUGGGCCAGUGAGGCUGAGCCUGCUUCCAGGAGGGGCGCCUGGGGCAGGAGAUUGGGCCUCUGCACCCCCAUCACCCCACCCCACUGGCUCACACCCCUUCCGCCCAACUUGGGGCCCGAUUUGUUUUUCCAAACCAGUAGGAGUGGAUAGGGCCAUCUUUCCUAGGGUGUUUUGGAAAGACUCCAAAUCGACACUGUUGUCAGAACCCCCUCCCUGCAGCCCCCCCACUUGGGUUUUGUUCCACUGAGUCAUCUCUAUCAAGAGAUCAGCCUUCUGGUCCCGGGUGCUGGUGCUGCGGUUCGGCUGUCACAGGCCUCCCACCUGUCGAGUUGCACUCUGGGGCCUGCCCCCACCCCGAGCUCCUGAGGCUCCGGCGCACCCCCUUCUGCACUUCCGGCGCGGCCUGUGCGUGCACCUGCUUGAGGCCCCUGGCCCUCGCCUGUCGGGCUUCCUGGAUGGCAGCGGGCACGAACUGGGUUAUACACUGUCCUCCCGCCACCGAGCAGGUGUUCAGAGCCGAGUGAGUUCCGUAGUCUGCGCGGGAUGGCCUCUAGCCUGACGCCAGACACAGCCUGGAGGACAGGGUCAGAGGCUGGGCUCCCUGGGUGAGUGUGGACAUGCCUCAGAAAGGCCCCCAGCCAGAGUGCAGGCGGGCUCACGGGCAUCGCGGGGGCGCGCCGGGCGCGGGUACCUGCUCGCGCUGUGCCGGGCCCGUCUUCUGCUCUGCGUGUCUCACUUUCACACAUUCUCAUAAGAGCUGAUCGUUGUGUCGGCCCCCGAGAGCCAUCCCCACGAAGACGGGAGUGAGGCGCCUUGGUGCCAGGCCCCAUCACCGAUGUGUUCUAGCGUGGAUGGGGCCGUCUGCGGGCACGGCCACGCUCUGCCGGCCAUAGGUGUGCGAUGCCCGUGUGCUCGUGUGUGGGACUGUUACAGAGUUCCCGGCGGGUGGAACCAAAUGUAUGUUACGUGUGGUUGUUACGUAUAAUUUAAGAUAUAUGUUUGACAUCAUAAUGAGAGUAUUGUAUGUAAGGCUCCUCAGGGAGAAUGAGAUCUACAUUUUGUCAGACUCUUGUGGACUUUUUUUGGUAAUGAAAUGCUUUAUUGAUCCAGUGGUGCAAGAAGCUGCACUCCGUAUUUCAUCAUCAUAGUUAUGAUGCCUGAUGGGUUUUUAUGGCAAAAGAAAAAGUCAACUGACUUUGAUACUCGUCACUAUAACCCAGAGUCUUUUUGUGCCCGUUGCUUCAUUGAGUGGCAGUGCUCUUUGGAGAGGGACGCGGACCGGCCAAGGGUCUCAGGGCACAGUUAUCAAGGAACCCCCCCGGAUGACCCUGUGUGUUGAACUGCCGGCUGAAAACCGCCCCCAUGAGAUAAAGACCUUGGCUGUGAAGUCCAACAAAUUGAUCUUCUCAGGGUAUGAGCAGGGUCGGGAAGCAGGGCUAGGAAGAUGCGCUUUGACUUUGUUAAUUUAUUAACAAGGUAUAUGAUUUUGUGUUUCUCGAUGACAAACUUUUUUAAGUUUGGGACUUAUUUUCGAUUUGAGAAAUUGUAAUAUAUAUUUAAAGUUUCCCGCUUAAGUUGUGCCUUUCAGCGUCAAUGGGUCUAAGAAGCACAGAGGGUGAUGAUCACAAUGAGGGCUGGUUUAUUAUCAAACCUGCAUAGCUGUGGUUUCUCCAGCAAACUUUUUCUUCUACUGAACAUGGAGCCAUUAUUAAAAGAAUUGUGUUUCUUAUUAUGUAAAUUGUAUAAUAUUUUUUUGCUUGUUUGAUGUUCUAUUUUUCUAAUAGUUUUCUUAUAGUUUCUUAUAAUUGUGAUACUAGAUUUAGAUUCUGAUGCCCACUGCAAACCAAGCUGUCUCUGCUGGCCCCUCCUGUUUUUAUCUGAAGGACAAGCAUAGAUGUCCAUCGCCUUUAAAAAAUGUGAAACUCUGCUCUGUAUCCCAUUUUUGCUGACAACACUGUAUGUUGACAAAUUCCUACUAUAUGUUGUAAAAUCAAAUUAUUUUGUGGUACAUUAUCUCAUGCUUCUGCAGACUCUAAUAAAUUCUGUCUAUGGCUUCAGCA